GGAAAUAAGAGGAGAAUGCCGGUAGCGGCAUUCUUUCUCGGCAGGAAAUGGAGAUGGGAGGAGGCAUACAGGUUUUCCAGCGCUCGCUGCUUGGCCGCGUUUUGCGGCAGCCAGCUCGUGGAGACCGCAGUGGCAGGGCUGGAUCGAGCGAUCCAAGCUCGCGGGAAGAAGGCGGCAUACAACUGGGCCAAGGAUCCCAUCCGGCCGGAGAUGGUGGAUGCCGAGGCCAUCGUGGCCGCUGUCAAGGCUGGGCGAUUGGACAAGCGCUUGGUCUCACACCUCCGGGACUCGACACGCAUUGCGUGCCUGGUGCUGAGCCAUCUCGUGCUGCCCGAUCAGGCCGUGAGCUUCUUCGUCUGGGCCGCGAGGCAGGAUGGAUUCAAGCACGACAUCACCUCCGCCAACCAGCUGCUGGAGACGCUCGUCCGGUGUGGCCGAUCCAUGGACGCGUAUGGCAUCUUCAAGCAGCGCUUCAGCCGGAUGUUCAAGCCCAAUGCUUUCACGUACACGGUGCUCGUCCGGGGGCUCUGCGACGCCGGGAGGAUCGACGAGGCAUGCGAGGUCUUCAACGAGAUGCAAGGACGGGGUGGCAUCGAGGCCAAGACGGCGAUCUACAGCGUGCUGCUCAACGGGCUCCUGCGAUCUGGGAAGCUGGACGAUGCGUUUUCUUACUACCAGAUGAUGCAAGAGACUUGCCAGCCGGAUUCGUCGACGUAUAGCACCAUGAUCUACGAGCUCAGCAGGCAAGGGCGCUUGGAUCACGCCACCAAAGUCGCGCAGGAGAUGGUGGACAAGGACAAGAUACCCGACAUGCCGUGCCUGGGUGUUGCUCUGGAGAUCCUGUGCCGGUGUGGCCGGGUGAGCGAUGCGUGGAAGCUCCUGAGGAUGAUGAAGGAGAAGCAUUUCAAGCCCGACGCGGUGCCGCACACGUACGUGCUUCGGAAGUUCUGUGAGGCGGGUCGUCUGGACGAGGCUCUCAAAGGUUUCGAGGAGAUGACUGGAAACGAGAAGUGCGAGCCCGAUUUUGUCACGUACAGCGUGAUCGUGGACGGGCUGUGCAGCGCACAGCGGCUGGAUGACGCUUGGAAGUUCAUGGAGAAGAUGGUGGCCAAGGGAAGAAUGCCGGAUGUUCGAACGUUCCGGAGCUUGGUGGAAUCGCAUUCCAAACCGAGGCUUGUGGAAGAUCGAGGGAAGCUCGAGGAUGGCAAACGAGCAAAGCCGACGGCGACCAUGUAUACGCUCCUCUUGUAUGGGCUUUUGAGGAAGGGGAGAGCCGGGGAAGCGAUGGAGCUCUACCAGCAGGUGCUAUCGGGAUCCACAAGGCCGAGCUUUCUUACGUACUGGGUGAUCAUCGAUGGCCUUGGCAAGGCUGGCCGGGGUCUGGAAGCCGACGAGGUGUUCUCGGACAUGAUCCGGGGAGACGUAUCGCCACAGACGGUCACUUACAACGCUCUCAUCUCCGGGCUCUGCCGGGUUGGCCGCGUUGAAAGAGCUCUGGAGCUGUUCAGGGAGAUGCCACAGCGGGAGUGCCGGCCAGACGCGGCGACUUACGGGGCUCUGCUAGAUGGGAUUUGCAAGGCUGAGAGAGCCGACGACGCUGUCACGCUGCUCCGGGAAGCGUCAGAGAGUGGAGUAGAGAUCGAUGUGGCUGUGCACGAGGCUGUUGUUGCGAUGCUUAAAAGCACUGGGAGAGUGUCCAAGGAGAAUGUUACUGCCAGAAUGGAAACGCGAGAGUAAGCCGUUCACAGAUGUUCUAACAUUCCAGCAGCAGAGAUAACUCUUACGAGACCGUGCUUCCAGAA
Molecule: messenger RNA, 1802 nt
Organism: Selaginella moellendorffii
Lineage: Eukaryota; Viridiplantae; Streptophyta; Lycopodiopsida; Selaginellales; Selaginellaceae
Product: pentatricopeptide repeat-containing protein At1g09900
Exons: 1
Coding region: 16-1737 (573 amino acids)
Molecular function (GO): protein binding
Source: RefSeq, a predicted model, not a curated record